AUGAGCUUGCUCGUCGAGGCGAUAGACUUUGGCACAACAUAUUCUGGCUGGGCUUUCUCCUUCCUGAAUGAUUUUUUAUUGGAUCCUACUAAAGCGUCUGUCAAGCAAUGGUACUCUAGUGGAACUCUAGUUACAGAAAAAGCACCAACGUGUUUGUUGAUAAAGUCAGAUGGAAAGACUUUUGAAGAGUUUGGAUAUGAUGCUGAAAACCAAUUCAGGGAACUUGCAGACAAUAAAAUGCAUGAAGAGUUUUAUUACUUCAUAAGAUUUAAAAUGGCACUUAAUAAAAAGCUUGGUGAGAAACUGGACCGCGGCACGACAAUAGAAGAUGAGAUGGGAAAGUCGAUGAUUGCGUUAAACGUGUUUGCCAUGGCAAUCGAAUAUCUAGUAGGAGAUAUGAUGAAGAGUGUAAAUGAUAAACUUACAAAUCCUUUAAAAAAAGAUGAUGUUCAUUGGGUACUUACUGUUCCGGCAAUAUGGACAGAUGCUGCAAAACAAUUUAUGAGAGAGGCCGCGGUACAGGCUGGACUGUUAACAAACAAAUUGACGAUUGCACUGGAACCAGAAGCGGCAUCGAUAUUUUGCCGCCAUUUAUCGGUGGAUACAGCUAUUUCUGGUGGAAGUCUUUCAAUAGCGAAGAUGCCUGUCGGUACCAGAUACAUGGUUCUCGAUGCAGGAGGCGGAACAAUAGAUAUAACGGUACACGAGGUUGUCAGCGAGCACAGCGUCAAAGAAAUCCAGUCAGCAAGUGGUGGUGGGUGGGGAGGUAUAUUAGUUGACAAAGCUUUUGAAAACCUGCUUAUUGAUCUGGCUGGACCCGAUGUUUAUGAUGCCUUUAAACGAACUGAGACAGAAGACUGGCUUGACCUCUGGCGUGAUUUUGAAGUAAAAAAGCGAGCUGUUGCACCGGAUAAAAAUGCUCGUGUUGGUAUGAGAUUUCCUCUUUCGUUCAGCAAAACCUUUAAAAGAAUCACUAAAGGAAAGCUGUUGGGUGCCAUAGAAGCUUCAAAGUAUGCAAGUGAUAUUGAGUUUAGCGGAGACAAGAUAAAAUUUUCCGCAAUUCUCUUUAAAAGCAUGUUUGAACAUUCCGUCGGAAAAACCAUCAAGCAUGUGACAAGUCUACUUCGAGAUGAAAACAUUAGGAAGAUAAAAACAAUUUUAAUGGUAGGUGGAUACUCCGAGUCUUCUAUGCUGCAGCACGCAAUUAAAAAAGCGUUAACAGGACAAGAUGUUGUUAUACCAAUUAGUGCAUCUUGUACCAUUCUUAUUUAUGAAUUCCAAAGUAAAGUAGUUUUUGAAAUUUUCGCCACAGAGCAAUGCAAUCCAAGAUAUACGACAGAAUGUUCGCUUAUUGGAAAAUUGGAAAUUGAUCUUCCGGAACCAGAGAAGCAGCCUGGAAGAGGAAUCAUCGUGUCUAUGACUUUUAGUGGUACAGAGAUUAUCGUGAAAGCAGUGGAUAAGAAAACAGGCAAGGACUCGAGCGUUUUCAUCAACUUCCUUGGAUAA
Molecule: messenger RNA, 1506 nt
Organism: Ruditapes philippinarum (Manila clam)
Lineage: Eukaryota; Metazoa; Mollusca; Bivalvia; Venerida; Veneridae
Product: heat shock 70 kDa protein 12B-like
Exons: 5
Coding region: 1-1506 (501 amino acids)
Molecular function (GO): ATP-dependent protein folding chaperone; ATP binding
Source: RefSeq, a predicted model, not a curated record